AUGGCGGGCCAGAGCUGGGAGGCGCACGAAUCUGUGCCUGCCUUGGAAACCCUGCAUCACGACUUGCUGCGAUUUCGUCGAGAGCACGCCGAGCUACAGCAUGCACUACAGCGCGUGAUCGCGGAGAAUGAAGAACUCUAUGCCACAAUGGCAGAGCACUUGGCCACCCGCGAAGAACUAGCUCAGGCACGAGAGCAAGCUGAAUGGGAAGAGGGCCACGGUCUGGACGACGCUGCUGCCGAUGUCGUGGAAGAGGUGGAGUGUUUGCGCGGACAUGCCGAGGUGCACGAGGCGGCCCUCCGCCACCUGCAACAGGGAUAUCGUCUGGCCAAGCAGCAAGCCGAACAUGAGCAUCAGCUGCGCAUGGCACGGGAAGCAGAACUGGGUGAGAUGCGAACCAUCAAGCAGUCGUUUCAGCUCGAAUUGGGCCGAGCCCUGCAAGUCGUAACGCAACUCGAGCGAGCGCUGCAGUCAAGUCGCGACCGCCAUCGGGAGCGCGAUGCUGAGGAGCAACUCCUUAGACAGACCUUGACUCAAGCUCAAGCUCAAUGCAGGAACUCCAGUCGAGAUGCCAAACCCGUUCCUCAUGACUCGGUGCCAGCAAAAGGAGAGGCCAAACCUGAAGCUGCCGCCGCACAAAGCCAUGGGCCGCUUCUACCCUCCCCCGACGAUCCUGCCGUUUUGAAGCGACGUCUUGCCGAUUUGGAGCAGUCCUUGGAACUAGAGCGAGAGCGUAGCUCUGCUACUCGAGCUCGGGAGCUGGCACGCGUCAUGCAAGCCAGCCAAGAACGUGAGCAUGCGUUGCAACAGCAGAUCGCCACUCACACUCAAGAAAUUCAGCUCCUGAAGGUCGGUUUCGGCUCACUGCAGCAACCACAGCCCAUCGCCACCUUCAGCUGCCGCCCGCUGCCCACGCCGUUGACCGUGAUUUUCAUGGCCCUGCUCUUCGUAGACUCGGGGUGA
Messenger RNA from Monosiga brevicollis MX1, 963 nucleotides. RefSeq lists its product as uncharacterized. The coding region runs from base 1 to 963 and encodes 320 amino acids. NCBI's taxonomy places the organism in Eukaryota, Choanoflagellata, Craspedida, Salpingoecidae. The record is from RefSeq and is a predicted model, not a curated record. The transcript has 6 exons.